Penicillium alfredii is the source of this 375-nucleotide messenger RNA. RefSeq names its product 40S ribosomal eS21 domain-containing protein (gene rps21). Gene Ontology annotation, molecular function: structural constituent of ribosome. Gene Ontology annotation, biological process: endonucleolytic cleavage to generate mature 3'-end of SSU-rRNA from (SSU-rRNA, 5.8S rRNA, LSU-rRNA); endonucleolytic cleavage in ITS1 to separate SSU-rRNA from 5.8S rRNA and LSU-rRNA from tricistronic rRNA transcript (SSU-rRNA, 5.8S rRNA, LSU-rRNA); translation. The coding region runs from base 1 to 375 and encodes 124 amino acids. NCBI's taxonomy places the organism in Eukaryota, Fungi, Ascomycota, Eurotiomycetes, Eurotiales, Aspergillaceae. The transcript is spliced from 2 exons. The record is from RefSeq and is a predicted model, not a curated record. Gene Ontology annotation, cellular component: cytosolic small ribosomal subunit; ribosome.
AUGUCACAUGACCCACACAAACCAUUUGAGCCCGCGGAUUUUAUGAACAGGAAAACCCUCCACCUCCAAACCUCACCGUCGCCCGUCGAAACCCUCUACACCACACCCGCCAAAAUGGAGAACGAAAAGGGAGAGAUCGUCGAUCUCUACGUGCCCCGCAAGUGCAGCGCCACCAACCGCAUCAUCAAGGCCAACGACCACGCCUCGGUGCAGCUCUCCAUCGGCAAGGUCGAUGAGAACGGCCGCUACACCGGCGAGAACCAGACCUACGCCCUGUGCGGUUUCAUCCGUGCCCGCGGCGAGGGCGAUGACUCGCUCAACCGUCUGACUCAGCGCGACGGCUACCUCAAGAACGUGUGGAGCGCCAGCCGCUAA